AUGGGUUUGGGGUAUGACCAGAAACAGUGGAAGUGGGUCCGCCAAGAGCUACUCGACGAUAUGUUCAUUAACAAAAAGCGUUGGGGGCAUAUACUCGAAUCAUUGGACAAGGGAUGUUACAAAAAUGUGUAUCGAUUGAUAAAUUGGUUAAAUGUUGAACCUGCACCUAUGGCAUGCUGGAUGUGGUUGCCCUACACAGGGUUGUUGGUGGCUCAAAAAUUUGGGGUGAUUGUUCAACAUUUAAGCAACGGUGUUUGUCAAACUUACAUCCCGAUGUUCGAUGGACCGCAGGUUUACCCGAACCAUUCCAUUUUAACGAUUGCUUAUGUCGAAGAUAGCCAUUUCAUCAUGGUUAAGUUAGCGGAUGAUAGCCCGAUGCCAGUACCAAAUGGACUUUGGAAUAUAUACCGAAGUAUGGAAGCUAUGGAAUGGGAGACAAUGUACAUGUCUCGUAUUGCACAUGGUAUGGCGUUACUACGUAGUAAUAGAACUCGACAAAAAGAAGUUAUUGACUUGUGUUAG
Molecule: messenger RNA, 522 nt
Organism: Helianthus annuus (common sunflower)
Lineage: Eukaryota; Viridiplantae; Streptophyta; Magnoliopsida; Asterales; Asteraceae
Exons: 1
Coding region: 1-522 (173 amino acids)
Source: RefSeq, a predicted model, not a curated record